GCUGGAGUGAAGGGCACCUGGUGAGGGCAGGGUGGGGCUGGAGCUGGGAGGGACAGGCUUGGGACAGAGCCCUCGGGCUGGGUGGGCGUUGUGAUGGCAUCGUCAGCUGCCGCCACUGGCCUCCCCCUGUUGGUUCUGAAGCUGUUGGGAGGAACCCUGGGCCCCUUCCCCUGACCUCAGGAGCCCUCGGUGGCACUGAGGCUGGACGGUCACCCUUUGCUCACCAGGCAUGCUCACUCAGCCUGUGGCUGAGUCCUGGCCCAGCGUCCUUGUUCCUGGGCCCUGCAGUGUCGCUCGCGUGCAUGGGAACGCACCCUCCCUGACAGGCUCACGUAUUUGCCCAGCGCUGCUGUUGCCGCAUGAAGGUUUGCUUAUUACCCGAGACCUGGGAGGCUCAGGAGGAGAAGCCGUCCUGGGCCUGGGCCUGCUGGGCUCUGGUUCACAGCAGGCUGAGCGGGGGCAGCUGGGAACCCACACUGAACCAGACAGCACGCCUCUUGUGACGGCUUCUCCUCUCCGCACACGCGGCAGAUGGGGUUUGUGGUCAGUGGGCGCUGCUCGCUGAGCCCCUGGCAGGGAGCAGUGAUGCCUGGUGGCCAGGUGUCCUGACCACACAGCUGAUGUCACCCAUGUUGCCCUGGGAUACUCCUGUCCUCACUGCCGUGACACGGGAGCUGGGCAGGAGUGAGAAGGGGCCAGGCCCUGGGGGUAGAGCCCACAGAGCAGGUGUGGGGCUGAAGGAGCCCAGCAGGCAGGAGCCCUGCUCCCCACCAGUUUGUGGUGGAGGCAGGAAGAGGGGUGCAUGCCCUGCCCCUGCUCCGGAGCCUUGGCUGCAGCAAAACUGGACAGGGAGCUGCAAGAGCCGCCCACCCUGCAGGCCCCAGGGUGUGUACCAAGAGAGAGCUGCCUGGGCUGCUGGCGGGAAAAGCCACCUGGGGACCAGCCAUGGUGACUGCUUGGGUCAGUCGGGGGCAAGCCUCGCACGUGUCUGUCAUCCAAACACUCCUGCUGCUGCGGGCAGACACAGGCCAGGCUCAUGGGAGCCUGGGAGCCCUCAGUCCAAGCCCCACCCUCCAUUUUCGUCCUACCUGGGCCACAUGACACACUCCACGGGCCUGGCCUUUGUGUCCCAGAGAGGGGCUGCAGACCACAGGGCAAAUGGUUUCAGAGAAGCCAUCCUGCCCCCAGCCCACACUUGGGCACUGAAGUGGGGCAAGCACUAGGCUGGGCAGCCGUGGUCCUCCCUUCCCAGAGACUCAGCCACUUCUGAGGGGCUGGGAGGAUUGACAGUGGGGGCAGGUCUGCCUGCGUAGCUGCUGCCGCUCCCCCACAACUGCCCUCGGUAGCUGCCAGCACACGCUGGAGCCGGGCGUGGCAGAGGCCACGGGAGGACUUGGCAUAGACCGACCAGCUCAGCAGGCACCUGUGCCAACUGGACAAAGGCCCAAUCCCGUGAGAAGCAGAUGGCUCCUUCCCAUCGGUUGGCAUGGGCAUCAAGAUUCUAAGAAGCUAUGCUAUUGUGAGGUCAACUGAACUCACCCGUGUCCACCCUGGAAACCGCGUGGUGAAUGCCCCAGGUCCAGCAGGCUGUGAUGUGCCCCUGUGCCUCUGUCUCCGGAGAAUCCUAAGGCCCAGUCUGUGGUUGCUGCCCUAGGCACAGGGCUGGCGGUGAGGCCAGCCCUCCCUGUGCAGGCUGCCCCUGAGCUUCUGAGCGACCCUGGUGCUGGGCCAGGGGUCUGAGAUGAGGCUGGGCGGAGCCCUCUGGGCUCACGGAUGCCAUCCUCUUGCCCUGUCCCUGUGUGCUCAUCCUCCGUGCCCCUCUUAACAGGGUGGGUCAGGCCCACCCCAGUGACCUCCUUUAACCUCAGGUCACCUGCUUUUCAAGGCCCAGUCAGCCUGCAGACACCCCCACGUUCGCUAGGACGUGGACUUGGGGGCACAGUUGAGGAUACACCUGGUGGGUGCAUGGCUCCAGUGUGCCCCCAGCCCCUUUCCCAGACGAGAGUCCCAGUCGGCAGCUCUGAGAAGGGCAGGCUUCACCAGGAGGGUCCGCCCCAGCCAGCAGCAGUGACAGCCAGCGCCCGGAAGCAUGUGCAGCCUCCCGUGUGGGGUUUGGCACCCGUGCUAAAACCCCAGGGUGUUUACACAUUCCUGUCAUGAAGGGAAAAACCCAAGAAGCAAAACCUAGGGCAAUUAUUCACUCUUGGUUUCUUAAGCUACGGAGAGGACCAGUUGGGAAACCGUGAGUCAAGUGAAAUCCUUUCUGGAAUGAGCAAAAACAGGAACAAAAGCCCUUUGACUCCCCCCGGCCCGCCACCCCCGCCCGAGGAAGCAGGAACCGGGGACGCUUGCCUGGGCUGCCCUGCUGUCUGCAUUCCCUGUGCCCGCUCUCCAGAUGUUGGCAUUGCUAUUCACUGGGCACACGAUGCCAGGAGGUGGCUCCGGAGGGCUAGAGAAACAGCAGGUGUCCUAAGCCUGCACACGGCUCCCUGCCCACUCACGCAGCCGCUGCGGUUCCCGCAGCACCCACCUAGGUGGCUGGGCUGUGUUCGGUCUGUUCACGCAUUUGUGCCUGCCUGUCCUGCCAAAGCUCUCUCUGUCCACAUCUGGCUGCAGGUGGCUUCUGGCCUCGGUCGGAAUGCCAAGAUGCAUGCAGCCCCUCCUGGAAACCCCGUGGUGGCAGUCUGUUACGUUUACACUUGGCUCUUGUCCCCUGUUGAUGGUGCUGCCCAGGUCCAUUCCAUUCAAGUCCGUGUCCAAGUCCAUGCAGGUGAUCAUGGGCUCCCCAGGAGUCCAGGCUUCGUUGCCGUCCCAGCAUUCCUGAGCAGCAGAAGCAAGUCUCCAUGUGGCCCGUCGAGAGAACUGCUGGGAGAAGAUGCCUCUGGGGUGAAGAUGUGUCUCCGGAGUCAGCAGGGGCACAGCCAUGUGUGCGUGGGACAGACACCGUGGGAACUUCAGGUCGUGCGAAGACUCGGCGCCGGACCUUGCUCCCUCCCUGCAGGCUGUUUCCAUGAUCAAGCACUGGGUGAGAGGAUGUGUCAGCUCCUGGCUGACCCCACCCUGGGCUGCAGCCUCUCACAGCCCCUGGAGGGCCCAUCUGUGCGGCUGUCCCCUUGGGCCCUGGAGACGCGUCCUGCAGCUGGAGGCCUGGUGCCCAGAGCCAGCAUGGGCUAGCGGGCGGCAUCACCUCUUGCUCCCAGAUGAGUCACGACGUGACAGUCACCUCCUCUUCCUCUCAAGCCCACACGAGACUGCCAAGCGGAGCAUGCUCAUCCCAGGCCCUCCCCUGCCUGCAGGGCCCCUGAGUCAGGGCUCCCCAGCCUAUUUUUAGGCCAUUUCUCCAGAUCCUCUCGGGGAGGCAGCGUUUGUUUAUCCUGGGGCAGAGCUGCUCUGGGAACACUCCGUGUGGCCACUGACCCCGAGCUUCAGGGAAGAAUGGCCAACGUCCCCGACACUAAGUAUGCCUGCAUGUGCCCAGUGGCAGCGGCAGCCUGGCCAGGCCACUCCAGCCCUCCAGGCUGACUCAGGGGCUGGACGCGUUGCUUUCUAGCUCACCCAGCAAAGGCACUGGGCAAAGAGCACUCCCCACCGAGGGCUGGCCAGUCUCAGAGCUCUGCUGUGCAGCCCUCAGCCCUGGCCCCACGCCCUGCAGCAGAGGACUGGGAGCAAGCCGAGGGCAGGCACUGCACCCCUUCCUGUCCGUAGUCUCAACCCCACCCUGGAGAAAAAGCUGAUACAGCCACCGGCUCACACGCUCGCUGCUCACUCACUCACCUGCUGCCACUGGCCCCUGCUCCCCACGGCCAUGUUAGUGUGGCAGUGGCCCCCACUCCCCACUCCCCACGGAUGUGUUACUAUGGCAGUGGCCCCCACUCCCCACUCCCCACGGAUGUGUUACUAUGGCAGUGGCCCCCACUCCCCACUCCCCACGGAUGUGUUACUAUGGCAGUGGCCCCCGCUCCCCACUCCCCACGGAUGUGUUACUAUGGCAGUGGCCCCCACUCCCCACGGCCGUGUCAGCGUGGCAGUGGAGCCCCAUUCGCCUGCUAGCUCACCUGCUUAGUCACCCGCUUGCACUCUCCCUCCAAGGUCGCUGGACUCUAGAGGCCCCAGAGCUGCAGGGACCCCCACAUUUGAGGUGGGGUUCUCUUUUUUUCUGGCUGAGCAGCAGCCUUGUACACAGUGGUAACAUGCUCAGUGGUGCUACCCGUUUGCCGGUACAGGACAGCAAUGCCCAGUUCCCCACGUCUGCCCUCCUGUGUCCCACGGCCGUGUGGACGUGUGACAGUGGCUCCCUGAGGCCCAGGCGUGGCAGCAGGGACCCCACUUAGAGUGUCAGGACCACGAGUGUCUGGAUCUUCAGCAGGGGUUGGGGUUGGGGUGGUGCAAGGGGAGACUGCAUCCUGCAAAGCCCCCGUGAAGGCAGAGAGGAGGCUGCGAGGAAUGGGCGUGUGUGGCCCAGGGAGGGCAGCAGAGGCAGGGCCAACACCGUGGACACUCCUGGGAGUGAGUGAAAGAAAGCUGACCAUGGGCAGAGUGCUUCUCCAGCGUGAUCAGUCAGCUGUCGGGACCCAAGCCUGGGCACGUCUGGCUCACCCUCCUGCCCGGCUGGUGCUGCUGGGCUGUGCCCUCCUGAUGCAGGGUGGCCUUUGUGGGGUGGAAGCCUUUCUGCAAUCCCCGUCACCUCCCGGGGCCAGAAUCACAUGGCCUUCGGCCAAACCAGUUGCUAACGUCGGCGCUGGGGUGCCAGCUGGCGCCAUCACAUGUCCACAGCCAGGACCAUGUUGGGGCAUGAGGAGGGUCCUGCAGAACAGCCCAGGGCAUGGCGUGGCAGGAAGUCUGCAGUGAGGCUGGGGAGGGAUGAGGGAUUGUGAAGGGGGAGUCCAUGUAAAAAGGGGAGCAAACCAGUGUCCGCGUUGGUGUGGAGACCCCAGGAGGGAGGACAGGGGAGCAGGGAGGCCACAGCUGGCCCACAUCUGCGUCAUCCCUGGGUGGCUGAGCGUGACGCAGCUGACCCAGUGUGAAUUGCGAGGCUGGGCACAAAGGGCUCACUUCCUCCUUGUCCACUGGACUCUCGCGUCUGUGGCCUGGCGCCCACAUCCAGGGUCGGGCGGGUGCCGUCCUCGUCCACCAUCCUUGCGUCUAUGUCUCAUACUCACACUGCAUGUGGGUCGGUACCCUGCCUCCAACCCCACGUUACUGGCACCCCAAAUAAACUAGCCCCAGGGAUUGUCCGAUACCCCCACCCGAGUGCCCAAGCUGCUGCUGGGCGGCAGUGGUGGGUGUGAGAACAGCGGGUGGGCGCCCACGGCCUGUGUCCAGACCAUGCAGAGACCCCCUCUGAGCCCUCUCACUCCAAAGCCUCACCUGAGAA
This is a messenger RNA of Oryctolagus cuniculus (rabbit), 5374 nucleotides long. The record is from RefSeq and is a predicted model, not a curated record. NCBI's taxonomy places the organism in Eukaryota, Metazoa, Chordata, Mammalia, Lagomorpha, Leporidae.